AGUAGACUUCAAAGUUUGUGAACUUCUUCCUCGUUGCUCGGUCUGUUUCAUCAGCCACGAGAUUCCACAUCAAGCCGACGGAAGAGUUUCUCUCUGGGGUUUCAGAAAGAUGGGAGACCCUGUCACCGAGUACACAGCCCGGCUACUGCGACAGGAACAGGAGAUCCGGAGUCUCUCUGCCGAGAUCGAGAGCCUGAAGAAGCCGCAGACCCUCGGUCCAUCCCAAGAAAUGGAUGAGCUGCGGGAUGAAAACACCAAGCUGAAGUACCGCGUCAACAUCCUCAAGAAGAGCCUGCUGCUGGAGGGGAGGACGGCCGACUGCAGCAAAUCCAUGACCAACAUCAACCACCGGCUGCAGGAGGUUUUCGGCGAGGCCAUCCGGGCCGCGUGCCCCGAGCUGGACGACCCCCCGGUGGCCGUCGCCGCCAACCAGCAGGCGAAGUUCGGAGACUACCAGUGCAACAGCGCCAUGGCGCUGGCUCAGAUGCUGAAGGCUCAGGGCGUGAAAACCAAUCCGAGGGAAAUAGCAGAGAAGAUCAUCCACAACCUUCCGGACAACGACCUCAUCCAGAAAACCGAAAUCGCCGGACCAGGGUUCAUCAACAUCCAUCUGAAGAGGUCGUUUGUGUCCAAACUGUUGAGCAAACUGCUGAUCAACGGCGUGCAGCCCCCCCCACUGGAGGCCAGGAAGCGGGUCGUGGUGGAUUUCUCUUCUCCCAACAUCGCCAAAGAGAUGCACGUGGGCCACCUGCGCUCCACCAUCAUCGGGGAAAGCAUGAGUCGGCUGUUUGAGUUUCUGGGCUACGACGUUGUCCGGUUGAACCACGUGGGAGACUGGGGGACCCAGUUCGGGAUGCUGAUCGCCCACCUGCAUGAUAAAUUCCCCGACUACCUGACGAGUUGUCCGCCCAUUGGUGACCUUCAGAGCUUCUACAAAGAGUCGAAGAAGCGUUUUGACGAAGAGGAGGACUUUAAGAAGCGAGCCUAUCAGUGUGUCGUCAGGCUGCAGAGCAAAGAGCCCGACUUCAUCAAAGCCUGGAACCUCAUCUGUGACGUGUCCAGGAGAGAGUUUCAGAAGGUUUACGACUGCCUGGACAUCAAGAUCGUCGAGAGAGGAGAGUCGUACUACCAGGACAUGAUGACGAAGGUGGUGAAGGAGUUCGAGGAGAGAGGCUUGUCGGAGCUGGACGAGGGUCGUUGGGUCGUCUUCGUCCCCGGUCAGCCCAUCCCCCUCACCAUCGUCAAGUCGGACGGCGGCUUCACCUACGACACGUCGGACCUCGCCGCGCUGCAUCAGCGACUCUUCGUUGAGAAGGCCGACAUGAUAAUCUACGUCACGGACAGCGGACAGGCCACGCACUUCCAGGUGGUGUUUGCUGCAGCUCAGAUGAUCGGCUGGUACGACCCCCAGGUGACCCGGGUGGAGCACGCGGGCUUUGGAGUGGUGCUGGGGGAAGACAAGAAGAAGUUUAAGACGCGUUCUGGAGAAACGGUGAGGCUGAUGGACCUGCUGGACGAGGGGCUGAAGAGGUCCAUGGACAAGCUGAAGGAGAAGGAGCGGGACAAGGUCCUGACCCCGGAGGAGCUGACCAAAGCCCAGCGCUCCGUCGCCUUCGGCUGCAUCAAGUACGCCGACCUGUCGCACAACCGCGUCAACGACUACGUCUUCUCCUUCGACAAGAUGCUGGACGACCGCGGCAACACGGCGGCGUACCUGCUCUACGCCUUCACGCGCAUCAGGUCCAUCGCCCGCCUGGCCAACAUCGACGAGGCCACGCUGAGGAGGGCCGCCGAGACCUCGGAGGUCCGGCUGGAGCACGAGAAGGAGUGGAAGCUGGGCAAGUGCAUCCUGCGCUUCCCCGAGGUCCUCCACAAGAUGCUGGACGACCUGCUGCUGCACUCGCUCAGCGACUUCCUGUACGAGCUCGCCACCACCUUCACGGAGUUCUACGACAGCUGCUACUGCGUGGAGAAGGACCGGCAGACGGGCGAGGUGGUGAAGGUCAACAUGUGGAGGAUGCUGCUCUGCGACGCCACGGCCUCCGUCAUGGCCAAGUGCUUUGACAUCCUGGGCAUCAACCCCGUCGGGAGGAUGUGAUGUCACGGCGGCGGGAGGGAGAAGCGGCGACGCCCUCAACGGUCUCGUGUCGCAGACCCCCAAAAAAACAACUCCCAGAACUUUUAGAAUGAAGGUCUGGUCUCCACCAGGAGACGGCCCUUAUGUUCAGUUCAAUAAUCAACAGUUCAUGUAAAGUUUUUUUAAUUUUAUUAAAGAACCGAUGUGAAGCCCAAACAAAUGA
Messenger RNA from Pseudoliparis swirei, 2300 nucleotides. It is a transcript of the gene rars1, whose product is annotated as arginyl-tRNA synthetase 1. Gene Ontology annotation, molecular function: arginine-tRNA ligase activity; ATP binding. Gene Ontology annotation, biological process: arginyl-tRNA aminoacylation. The coding region runs from base 110 to 2098 and encodes 662 amino acids. The record is from RefSeq and is a predicted model, not a curated record. The transcript is spliced from 15 exons. Gene Ontology annotation, cellular component: cytoplasm. Lineage: Eukaryota; Metazoa; Chordata; Actinopteri; Perciformes; Liparidae.